This is a messenger RNA of Micropterus salmoides (largemouth bass), 1282 nucleotides long. Its product is annotated as myelin-oligodendrocyte glycoprotein-like. Gene Ontology annotation, biological process: immune response; cellular response to lipopolysaccharide; negative regulation of T cell proliferation. Gene Ontology annotation, cellular component: external side of plasma membrane. NCBI's taxonomy places the organism in Eukaryota, Metazoa, Chordata, Actinopteri, Centrarchiformes, Centrarchidae. The transcript is spliced from 2 exons. The coding region runs from base 643 to 1056 and encodes 137 amino acids. The record is from RefSeq and is a predicted model, not a curated record.
GAUCUGACAGAUGCUGCUGAUUAUUGAUCUGUAAAAUAUUUGGCUCUAAUACUAUCUGUGUUGACCUGAAAACCUUCAUGAAUGUUCAGCUCAUAUUUGCUGAUUAAAUGUCAUGCUGUAGAUGAUUGGCUCAUCUCUGAUAAGGAAACUAAUGAAUAUUUCCUGGCCAGAACAUGAGAUCUUUAAUAAUCCAUUCAGGGAAGCUGUCACUUCAACAGAAUGCCACUUAUUGAACAUGAAGGAAUGAAUUGAUCACUGAUCAAUUUUUUUAAAGUCCACAGAGAUUGAUGAAGCAGGAAGAGCAGUUUGGGAUCAGAUCCAGAUCAGAUGUUUGUGUGUCUCGGUGUUCUGGACUGAUAUUGAACAUGUGGAGCUGAGAUUCAUUUACAGAACAGAGAUGAAAACAUUUGAAAGCUUCUUCUCUUCAAAGUUCAGCUUUAGAUCCAGAAAUGUAAAAGUCCAGCAGCUCAACACUGACAGGAGACAUUACUGUGAAGCAGCACAUGGACAAAACAAUCCCAGCAGCAUCAAGACUCUGAUCAUCUCCAACAGCUUCCUGUGUUUCUGUCCCCUGUUAGCUGCUGCUCUCAUCUGCUUCUGUCAAUAAAGUUAUUCAAACUGCUGCUGCUGUCUGUGCAGCUCAUGUUCUGCUUUGUUGUCCUCUCAGUCUGUCAGGUGGAGGUGGAGGAGGGGGCGGAGUCUGUCCUGCUGCCCUGCAAGACCACAGAGAACCUGCCUGAGGAUGUGUUAGUGAUGUGGAGACACUAUGAUCCCUAUGAGACGGUCCACGUGUAUCAGAACGGCUCUGACCAGCCUGACCAACAGAACCAGGUUUACAGAGACCGAACAGAGAUGAAGGAAGACCUGCUGAGAACUGGAGACCUCAGUCUGACCCUGAAAUCCCCCACAGACAGAGACGGAGGACGAUACAGGUGCAUCGUCACCAGCAGAAACAUCCGGAGAGUGAAAUCAGUUGAUCUCAGGGUCAAAGAGAGAAGCAGGAACAGAAGCAGCUCCACUGAUCCAACUCCUCUGAUGGCCGAUCAACCUGUUUGAUCUUUGAUCAUUGAUCCGAUCUGACUCUGGAUCAGAGAGAAAAUGGAGGUGAAGCAGCUGAUGGAGGACGGAUGAAGACAGGAGGACGCUUUGUCAGCUUCUUUUUCACUCUGACUCCUACACCUAGGCAAUUUCUCAAUCUCCGUUCUUGUGGACUUUUGAAUCGUCAUAAGUCGCAACCAAAGUACUGUUCCAAAGCCCCUGAAGCUCCUUUAGCUCCAGAUGA